This is a messenger RNA of Cylas formicarius (sweet potato weevil), 1203 nucleotides long. RefSeq names its product myb-like protein U. NCBI's taxonomy places the organism in Eukaryota, Metazoa, Arthropoda, Insecta, Coleoptera, Brentidae. Bases 107 to 1069 code for a protein of 320 amino acids. The transcript is spliced from 3 exons. The record is from RefSeq and is a predicted model, not a curated record.
GGCUCGCGGGCGCGUUAAACGCGAAACAAUCGCCGCGGCGGCGACUACUUCGCACGAAACCGACAGCGCCGACAUCCGACGCGCCACAAUCGUGCGUACCGUAAACAUGGCGACACCGUCCGCGCCAGUGCUCGACAGUUUCGAUAAUAAACAGGGCAUUCCCAAGUCGAAGAGGAAGCUGCAGAAGCACCUACGCAGCGCCGGACUGGCCUACAUAUCGCGCACGGGCAAGCUGAUCCCGGCGAAGAAGGUGGCAGACGAGCUGUGCCAGUGUCCGCACAAGUGCGACGAACUCGUGCCGAUCGAAGCGCGCUACCGCCUUUUCCACCAUUUCUACGGUUUGGGCGAGGCCGACCACCAGAACCAGUUCCUCAGAACCAACAUGGACCUGCGCGCGCGCCUCAACGUCCCGGAGUCGACGGGCUCGGGCCGACCGCCGCGUCGCAUAACCUGCAAGUACCUGGUGCCGCUACUUGACGAAGGCCGAUCGGUCGAGGUGUGCCAGAAGGCCUUCGUCAGCGCGUUCGUCAUCACAACCAAAAGGGUCCGGUUGCAGCGCGAAAAGCUCAUCAGCAGCCUCGGUCUCAACAGUUACCGGAGUCACAACAGGGGUAAGGACAAGGACAAACAGCCGACGCCGACGCCCGAGGAGACCAACAACAACAACGUGAUAACCUUGACGACGCUGACAAACAGCAACAAUAAUAAUAACAACAACGUGAGCAGCAACAACAACAACAACGUUGCCGUCGCUGCCAAGCCCAAGCCGCAGUUGCCUUUAAACCUGAGCCGCGCGUGCGCGGACGACGACGACGGCAUCCCCACCACCGUCAAGUGCAAGAGUCCGCCACCGGCGGCGCCCCGGGCGGACGACCCGAUGCCGCCCAAGAAACGGACGAAACGUAGCGCAAAAGACAACCCUCUCAUUCCCUUCGGGCUGGUCGUGCCCGAGGGGGUGACGAUCGCCCCCGUGUUCGCGACCCCCGACCACGACCGCGACAUCGCGAUCGUUAACAACUUCUUCCACAAUCAGCUGUGGAAGCCCGAGUACAUAGGCGCGUAUUCGUGAGCGUGAGGGAAAAAUGGGGGAGCAGGGGAGUAGGCGGCCCUCGUUGCCGAAGCCACACGCCCGCGACUGUGAUUUUUGUGGUCCAAAAACAACUCAGGUUGUUCGUUACUUAUAGCCUUAAGAUUAGGGAAAAA